UCUGCUCACCUAGAGAAGAAAGAAAAUGACGGAGUUGAAGUACAUAUCUGGAUUUGGAAAUGAAUGUGCCUCAGAGGACCCUCGCUGCCCUGGUUCCCUGCCAGAAGGACAGAAUAAUCCUCAAGUCUGCCCCUACAAUUUAUAUGCUGAGCAGCUCUCAGGAUCAGCAUUUACCUGUCCACGGAGCACCAAUAAGCGAAGCUGGCUGUAUAGGAUUCUACCUUCUGUUUCUCAUAAGCCCUUUGAAUCCAUUGAUGAAGGCCAUUUGACUAACAACUGGGAUGAAGUCGAUGCUGAUCCUAACCAGCUUAGAUGGAAACCAUUUGAGAUUCCAAAAGCAUCACAGAAGAAAGUGGACUUUGUGAGCGGUCUGUACACCUUGUGUGGAGCUGGAGACAUUAGAUCUAACAAUGGGCUUGCUAUCCACAUUUUCCUCUGCAACACCUCCAUGGUCAACAGAUGCUUUUACAAUUCAGAUGGAGACUUCUUGAUUGUUCCCCAGAAAGGGAAACUUCUCAUUUACACUGAGUUUGGCAAGAUGCUUGUGCAGCCCAAUGAGAUCUGCGUCAUUCAGAGAGGAAUGCGAUUCAGCAUAGAUGUCUUCGAGGAGACCAGGGGCUAUAUCCUGGAAGUCUAUGGGGUCCACUUUGAGUUGCCAGACCUGGGACCUAUUGGAGCCAAUGGCUUGGCCAAUCCUCGUGAUUUUUUGAUACCUGUCGCCUGGUAUGAAGAUCGUCAUGUGCCAGGUGGCUACACAGUGAUUAAUAAGUACCAGGGCAAGAUGUUUGCUUCCAAACAGGAUGUUUCCCCAUUUAAUGUUGUGGCUUGGCAUGGAAACUAUACUCCGUACAAGUACAACUUGGAGAAUUUUAUGGUUAUCAACGCAGUGGCCUUUGAUCAUGCAGACCCUUCCAUUUUCACUGUGUUGACUGCCAAGUCUCUCCGCCCUGGAGUGGCCAUCGCUGAUUUCGUUAUUUUCCCGCCUCGAUGGGGGGUUGCUGAUAAGACCUUCAGGCCUCCAUAUUACCACAGGAACUGCAUGAGUGAAUUUAUGGGACUCAUCAAAGGCCACUAUGAGGCAAAGGAAGGUGGGUUUCUGCCAGGCGGGGGCAGCCUUCACAGCACAAUGACUCCACAUGGGCCUGAUAAUGACUGCUUUGAGAAAGCCAGCAAAGCCAAGCUGGAACCUGAGAGGAUUGCAGAUGGCACCAUGGCUUUUAUGUUUGAAUCUUCUCUAAGUAUGGCUGUCACCAAGUGGGGCCUCAAGACCUGCAAUUGUUUGGACGAAAACUACUACAAAUGCUGGGAACCUCUAAAGAGCCACUUCACCCCCAACUGCAAGAACCCAACUAAAUGAACCUAGAGUGUUGCUAAAAUAAAUGAUUAUGUUUCUGUGAUUACUUUAGAUUCUCAUGUCCUCUGGCAGUACUGAGAAAGAGUGUUGGUAAAGGAGAGUUUACUUUUAUACAGUAACUCAGACAUUUAUAGAAAUGUACUUGGAAAUUUGUAUGGCUGUCAGUUUAACUUCUGAAUAAAUAUUUGCUUGUGUUCAA
Suncus etruscus (white-toothed pygmy shrew) is the source of this 1553-nucleotide messenger RNA. RefSeq names its product homogentisate 1,2-dioxygenase (gene HGD). Gene Ontology annotation, cellular component: cytoplasm. Gene Ontology annotation, molecular function: homogentisate 1,2-dioxygenase activity. The coding region runs from base 26 to 1357 and encodes 443 amino acids. Gene Ontology annotation, biological process: L-phenylalanine catabolic process. The transcript has 14 exons. Lineage: Eukaryota; Metazoa; Chordata; Mammalia; Eulipotyphla; Soricidae. The record is from RefSeq and is a predicted model, not a curated record.